UUUCGUUUGCACUUGAUCAGUUGAAGGUGGCGCUUUGCGCUGAACGGUUCGUACCUCCACCAGAGCUCUCACAGCACUGCUUGUAAUAGCAGAUGGCAAAGCGGUCAAGUUCAGCUCCUUUUCAGAACAAAAUAAUUAGGUUUUAGGUCGUGCGAACUUCAAUGAAAUUUGCCAUUUUUGUCGUUUCACUUGUAUUGCAAAAAAUAAAAUAAAAGUGUUCAGUGUGCCUAAUUAAAUUAUAAAUACUCAAGAACUUGUCAAAGUGCCAAAUAUUAGGCGCACAGAAAAGGUGUGCUUUUUAGUGUUCACCGAGAAUUAUCAACAAAAUAAAUAUAUAAUUCAAAGGUCGCGAGAAAAAUCAUAAAAAUAAAUAUUAUAAUAGGCAAAGGAAAAAUAAUAACAACAAAAGUGCUUAUGUAAAGCUCUCAGCUGCGAAUUACGACCCACGAAUCACGAAUCGCGAUCGUAAAUCGAUUCUCCGAGAGAUUUAAAUAAAAACAAUUCGCGCACUAGCUAUCAUAAAUCGGUGAAUUAUUUAUACAAGAAAAAUCAAAGAUGAGCGCCGGCGCAGCUUUGGAACUGGCCGUGGCGCAGCGCAAGGAGCAGGCGACCGUGGGCAGUCUGUUGGGCAGGCGAUAUGCAGAGCUGCUGCAUGCCGAGAAGCACACGGACUGUGUGUUCCAUGUGUGCGAGCAGCAGCUGAAAGGACACAAGCUGAUACUCAGCGCCGCCAGUCCGGUCUUCGAGGCCAUGUUCUAUGGGCCGCUGCAGGAGCUGGAACCCGAGAUCGAGAUACAUGACAUCAGUGCGCCAAUCUUCAAAGUUCUGCUGGAGUACAUCUACACAGGCAGCGUGGACUAUGAGUGCAUGCAGCUGGAGGCGACCAUCGAGUUGUACUAUGCCGCCGAGAAAUAUCUGCUGGAUCAGCUCAUAGCCGAUGCUCUGCUCGCUAUAACGCGCAAACUGCGCUUCUCCAACGUCCUGCCGGCGCUGGAGCUGAGCGUCUGCAUGGGACUGGACAGUUUGUUGGACGUCUGCAUGUCGUUCUUCAUGCGCUGCUGUGUGAACAACGAUCAGUACAUGAGCUAUCUGAAGGAGCACUAUGUGCACGUGUCCAAGGAGUGCGUCAAGAGCAUCAUUGCUGCAUGCAAGGAACCGCACAAGUUGCUGCUCUGGUAUGUCUAUGAGUGGACGCAGCAGGAGUGCGAUGAUGCAGGGCUCGGAGAUGCCGCCAACUGGCAGCAGGUCUCGGGAGCUGCGGAUCUAGCCGACAGUGCAGCACCUACGCCACCUGCCACGCUCGUCGAGCGCUGCUACUACAAGGCCUGCCGCCCAUUCACCGUUGAUGCCGAGUCGCAUGUCUGGCGGCUGGGCUUGAAGUGCUCUAGAUUCAUCUCUGUGCUGGGGUUGGUGCUCAACAGCCGGCUGGCACCCAAUCUCACCUGCCAUGUGGGCUAUGUGCCGCAAGAGUAUCGCGAAUCUCUGCGCAUUGAUCUGUAUCCCGAUGGCGGCGACCAGCCCGUGUGGACUCACAUCAUCCAGAAUCAAACAACGAAAUACAAUUGUGAUUUGCAUCUGAGCUGGAGUCGCGACGAGGCCUGCGUCCUGACACCGGAGGUGCAUUACGUGCUGCAAUUACGCUGGGAGAGCAGCGCCUACGGUGCCGAGUAUCCUUGCAGCCUGCAAUCCUGCCUGGUGGAUGGGAUUCACUUCAUCGACGGGGACAGCUUCAGCGGCUGCCUGCUAAAGGGACUGCGCUAUGUGAAUCUAGUUUAGUUACAGUCGGUUUAGAUCAUUUAAUUCGUAAAUAUUGUGUAUUUAUUGCCUUUAAGUUAAUGUACGAGCGAUUGAGUUCAAUAAACUGUGAAAAAAAAAAAGAAAAAAUACAAUACAAAAGAUAUUCAUAUCAAACAGACUCGAAGCCGGUUUCUCACCUGCUAG
This is a messenger RNA of Drosophila mojavensis, 1941 nucleotides long. Its product is annotated as BTB/POZ domain-containing protein 6-A. The record is from RefSeq and is a predicted model, not a curated record. Gene Ontology annotation, biological process: regulation of proteolysis; proteasome-mediated ubiquitin-dependent protein catabolic process. NCBI's taxonomy places the organism in Eukaryota, Metazoa, Arthropoda, Insecta, Diptera, Drosophilidae. Gene Ontology annotation, molecular function: ubiquitin protein ligase binding. Gene Ontology annotation, cellular component: nucleus; cytoplasm.